Molecule: messenger RNA, 609 nt
Organism: Miscanthus lutarioriparius
Lineage: Eukaryota; Viridiplantae; Streptophyta; Magnoliopsida; Poales; Poaceae
Source: the annotation of a GenBank genome assembly
AUGGCGGCCACGCUCUUCUCCACCUCCCUCUCGCCCCAGUUCCUCUCCCUCUCCGCCAAGCCCACCACCGCUGCCCCGUCCGCCGCCGCCUUCCCAUCGGGGCUGCCGCAGCUCCACGCGCUCUCCGCCGCGGCGGCGGGCUUCAGGCCGCUCGAGCCCGUCAUCUAUGACAAAUUGACGGGAAGAAGCCGUGGAUUCGGGUUUGUGACCAUGUCUUCGGUCGAAGAAGUUGAGGCAGCUGUUGAGCAAUUCAAUGGCUAUGUACUUGAUGGAAGAAGUUUGAGGGUGAAUUCUGGGCCACCACCCCCCAGGGACCAAUCCUCACCAAGAGUAUCCAGGGGUGAUGCCAACAGGGUCUACGUGGGUAACCUUUCUUGGGGUGUUGACAAUUCAGCUCUGGCAAACCUGUUCAGUGGGCAAGGUGAGGUCCUGGAAGCAAGGAUUGUAUAUGACAGGGAGAGUGGAAGGUCAAGGGGUUUUGGUUUCGUCACGUAUGGUUCUGCCGAAGAGGUGGAGAAUGCGAUAUCGAACCUUGAUGGCGCUGACUUGGAUGGCAGACAGAUCCGUGUCACGGUAGCAGAGUCGAAGCCACCUAGGCGGCAAUACUGA